Molecule: messenger RNA, 1045 nt
Organism: Pollicipes pollicipes
Lineage: Eukaryota; Metazoa; Arthropoda; Thecostraca; Pollicipedomorpha; Pollicipedidae
Product: lectin BRA-3
Exons: 4
Coding region: 231-671 (146 amino acids)
Source: RefSeq, a predicted model, not a curated record
CCUACAGGCCGGAGACUGCCGGCUGCGUCCCGCCGGGUAGCCUGUGGCGGCCGUUUCCAUGUGAGCGUGCCGGCCCGGCGGGUGGAGCUGGCCGGCGCGUGUCAGAGACCGGCCAGAUAAACGGCUGGGAGAACAGCAGCUGCCGGGGCCAGGUCAGCGGCGCGCCGGCCGAUAAAAAGGCCCCGUGGCCCAAAGACGCCCUUACGUCUGUUUGUGACCCCAGCAGCAACAUGUUACGGGCGGUGGUGCUCGCGACGGCGCUCCUCAGUUCAGCACUGGGGGCCUGCCCAAACAACUGGGUGACGUACGGUCUCGACUGCUACUGGAGCUCCACCUACACAGCCACCUGGAGGGACGCGCGCACCGCCUGCCUCGCCAUGGCGUCAGGCUCUGACCUCGUCAGCGUGCACAGCGCGGCUGAGGCCAACUUUUUGUUCACGCAAAUGGGCGCCAUGGACACGUGGAUUGGCCUCAACGAUCUCAGCAGCGAGAACAACUUCGUCUGGUCCGACGGCUCAUCGGUCGACUUUACGAACUGGAUGGACGGCCAGCCGAAUAACCUGCUGGACCAAGACUGUGUUAACGUCCAGGACCCGGCCACGGGGAAGUGGGAUGACAACCACUGCAAAGAGAACAAGAACUUCAUAUGCAAGAUCAGGGGAUCUUCUUAAUCCAAACAGAAGGAGGAAGACUACCACAUAAUACAAGAGUAUUGUAUGUGUGUUACAUCGCCGAUGGUGGUGCUGCGCUGCAUAUUGAGACCUGGUAACAGAUUGUUUCGAGACUAACGACCAGGCCGGCGCAUCGCCGCGUCAUGACGUAUUAAAUUCGCACCAGACGAAACUGCAAGACAGCACAUCUCUCAAACGCAUGACCAUUUCACAACGCAAACUGCACGAUAGAACAUCUUUUAAACGCGUAGCCAUUUCACAAUGCAAUACUGACCAAUGAAUGCGUCCGCCUAUGGAAGGAGGAAACUCUCACGAUAAACCACUGCAGUUGUGAUCCGAUGUUUUGCAAAAUAAACUCAUCGGAAUGUACCACA